CUGGAUUAUAAUCCAAGGGUUGAAAACAAUGGCACUCCUCCCUUAAGACCCCAUCGGCGCCCCGUCUUUUCCUCUCCCGCUCUCGUUCUAUUCCUUUCCGGGCUAGGGUUUUAGGUUUCCAGCCGCUCUCUCUUCGCGGCGCUCCGCUUCCCAAAGGCUUGGUAAGGAUGGUAAGAGUCAGCGUCUUGAAUGAUGCUCUUAAGAGCAUGUACAAUGCCGAGAAGCGUGGAAAGAGGCAGGUCUUAAUUAGACCUUCUUCAAAAGUGAUCAUCAAGUUCCUUCUGGUCAUGCAGAAGCAUGGAUACAUCGGUGAGUUUGAAUAUGUAGAUGACCACCGAGCUGGCAAAAUAGUGGUUGAGCUGAAUGGGAGAUUGAACAAAUGUGGUGUUAUUAGUCCUCGCUUUGAUGUGGGCGUUAAAGAAAUCGAGCCCUGGACUGCAAGACUACUUCCAUCACGGCAGUUUGGUUACAUCGUGCUCACAACAUCUGCGGGCAUUAUGGACCAUGAAGAAGCUAGGAGGAAGAACGUUGGUGGAAAAGUGCUUGGCUUUUUUUACUAGAUUUGGCUUUCUCUAGACAAAAAGGAUCGACUUUAGCAAUCCUGAUUAUUCCUAUAAGGAAUUUUGGAAACUAUGCAGCAGUUGUUUGUGCUUUUGGUUUUCUGAGGUUUAAUUUUGAUAUUGAAUGUAGUAGGAGUUCGAAGACGCACUCUUGAUUGUCAUGUUCAACUUUUUGUUCAUCUAAAUGCUGCUUUCUGCUGCUUUUAGUUCUUUCUGGGGAGAUGCUGUACACUGGGGCUAUUAAGUUUUUUUUUUUUUUAAAGGAAAUAACUUUGACUGCGCAAAUUUGAUUAUGGGUUUCAA
Molecule: messenger RNA, 863 nt
Organism: Phoenix dactylifera (date palm)
Lineage: Eukaryota; Viridiplantae; Streptophyta; Magnoliopsida; Arecales; Arecaceae
Product: small ribosomal subunit protein uS8
Biological process (GO): translation
Cellular component (GO): ribosome
Molecular function (GO): structural constituent of ribosome
Source: RefSeq, a predicted model, not a curated record